AUGGUUGAGACGGCAAGCAACUCCCUGCUGUCUACUAGUACCUCGGAUUCAUCUCUCUCGGUCCAGCUGCACCCUCUGGUUCUUCUCGUCAUCUCAGACUACAUAACGCGCCACUCGAUACGCAAGCAAGAAGGUCCCAUUAUCGGUGCAAUCAUCGGUCAGCAAAAUGGCCGUUCAAUCACAAUGGAGCAGGCCUUCCAGUGUAAGACCAAGCAGGACGGUGACAAGGUUCUGAUCGACGAAGAGUGGUUCGCCGACCGUCUAGAACAGUUCAAGGACGUCCACAAGUCACCCCCGCUGGAUCUGGUCGCCAUCUUCACUCUCGCUCCUCCCUCCGGCCCUCUACCAGAACAUGUGCCCAUUCUCCAGCAACUGCAACACUCAUACAAUGACUCGCUCAUGCUGCUGCUGUUCCACCCUCAGACCAUCCUUGACGGCUCUCUCACCGGCGGAAAGCUACCCAUUUCCAUCUACGAAUCCUACUACGAGCCUGGUAGCGAAAUUGCAGACAAGGGACUACAGGUCGACGGCUGGGGCAUGGGCCGCCAACUGCAGAUGCGCUUCCGUCAACUGCCAUUCGAGGUCGAGACUGGAGAGGCCGAGAUGAUUGCUGUCGAUUUUGUUGCAAAGGGCAGUGGUAACGCAAAUGUUCAAAACUCUGCCACUCCUCCGUCAAAGGGCAAGGCUCGUGCCGAUCAAGCCACCACCACAAACGACGUCAAGCUGAACGCAGAGGACGAAGAAGUCAUGUCAUCACUCACCGCAAAGUACAACGCCAUCAAGAUGCUGCACCAACGCAUCAACCUCAUCAAGGCCUACCUCGCCGAACUCCCACCUUCAUACCUCACCGACGCCUCUGUCCCAGCCGGCCCAACAAACCCCACCGCAAACCACCAACUCCUCCGCGAAAUCUCCUCCAUGCUCUCCCGCCUCCCAUUACUCGCCCCUCCCACCUCAAACUCCUCCACCGCCCUCCCCGUCCCUGGUAUUCCUCAAUCCUCCCUCGCAACAGCCGCAUCACAGGAACAAUCAGACGUCCACAUGGUCUCAUUGCUCGCAUCUCUCACUCGCACAGUAGCUCAGGCAAAAGAUAUGGGUUCAAAAUACUCGAUUGUGCAGAAGGCAAAGUCGGACAAGAAUCACACGGGCGGUAUGAUGGCAUCGCGUCAAGGAGGCUUCGGUAACUUUGGAUCUGGCGGUGAUGAUCCUUGGGGUACUCCUGGAGAACCUAAUGACUUUGCUCCUGUUGGCCUUUGA
Aureobasidium subglaciale EXF-2481 is the source of this 1257-nucleotide messenger RNA. RefSeq lists its product as uncharacterized. Gene Ontology annotation, cellular component: COP9 signalosome. The transcript is spliced from 3 exons. Lineage: Eukaryota; Fungi; Ascomycota; Dothideomycetes; Dothideales; Saccotheciaceae. Gene Ontology annotation, biological process: protein deneddylation. The record is from RefSeq and is a predicted model, not a curated record. Gene Ontology annotation, molecular function: protein binding; metallopeptidase activity. The coding region runs from base 1 to 1257 and encodes 418 amino acids.